Molecule: messenger RNA, 1616 nt
Organism: Annulohypoxylon truncatum
Lineage: Eukaryota; Fungi; Ascomycota; Sordariomycetes; Xylariales; Hypoxylaceae
Exons: 2
Coding region: 399-1511 (370 amino acids)
Source: RefSeq, a predicted model, not a curated record
CCCCGCAUGCUUGCUUGGAUUUCGUUGCGCCAUUGCCGUUAUAAUAGAAAAGCAGUGCUUCAUUGGUCUUGUGCUGUUUUACCACGGGACGUUUUCAUUUAUCCGACAGUCCUUUAUAUUGGCUAUCUCCCCCCUCAACGGAGCUAUUGUCUUGUCAGGGUCCGCAUGACAAUACCGGCUUCGGGGUCUAGACCUAUUGGAUAUAAUAAAGACGUAUGGUGGGAACGGCCGCGACUUUCUUCCCGAUCCUAACUCAUAGCUUCGAGACAUUUAAGUUUGGUUAUCGUAGCACCGGGUUACUACGACUCUUGAGAGUCAUAUCGGACUCGAGGCUCUCACAUCACGAAGUAAUGUAUGGACGAUCGAUCCGCUGAUCGGUUACCUGCUUCGGCGGCACAAUGCUUUCAGUUUGUUCCUUCGGGCGUCAGUGGUCGCUGCGCCGCGGGUGUGGUCCGCGCUACCCUGUCGUUUCACCCUACCACAAACACUGGACUCAUAUAGUAGUGAUCGUCCUGAUCAUUUCCCUAUGGAUCCCCCGAACCACUGCUAUUUUACUAGAGGACUCCCCGCGAUCGACCGAGACAUCGUUACUGGUCGAUACGCGGAUUCCGAUUUUCGUCAAUGGUCAAUGGCAGAUCAUGUCUGAAGACGAGCAUCGCCAACUCGUUCCUAGACAGCCAGCAACGCAGACAUAUAAGAUCGAUGUCUCGACUGCUACAGCCGAGUCUACAGCCGACUCUACUGCGGCUGCCACGACAAGUGUCGCUACGGGUCCACUUCCAACACCUUUUGACGGAGCGCUCGCGGCAAACUUCUCUGGUGAAGAUGGAGGUGGAUCGUGCCUUGACUUCAUCAACAGCUUUCUGGCAGACCCGACUUUCCAAAGCUGUUAUCCCCUUUCGCUACUCCUGAAGGGCUCCAAUUCUUUCUUCCAAGCGAUGAGAUCUCUAGUUGAAAUAACGCAAGUUCUUGAGACAUCGUGCGCAGCCAACAAGACAAGCUGCACCAGCUAUCUCGAUGACUUAGCCGAAAAGCUCAAGUCCGAUGAUAACUGCGGAGAGGAUUACGAGAAACAGAACGCACUCGUCAUCCAGGCUUACAAAGGAAUGGUAGCAUACGAGGAAAUUUACGGCGCGACCUGUUUGACUGACCCAGAUACUUCGACAUAUUGUUUCGUCAAUGCGGUUACAAACCUCACGACUGCUUCUAAUGUUUAUCUCUAUAAUUUACCCUUCAACUCGACACUACCUCAAUCAGCGUUGCCGGCGUGCGAUUAUUGUACAAGCGAGACGAUGAAGAUAUAUCAAUCAGCGGCGGCUGACCGAAAGAAGUGGAUAGCAAAUACAUACGUGUCGGCAGCGCAACAGAUCGAUUCGGAGUGUGGAGCGAACUUCGUUAGCACGGUGCUUCCGGCUGCGCUUCCAGAUAGUGCGGCAACGUCUGCAGCACAAGCGCCAUCUUUGCUUAUAGUGUCGCUGCUAUUUAUGGCUAUUUCUCGCUGGAUUAUAUAAUCCAUUAUACUGGUUCACAACCGGCAUUUAAUUCGAUACUGGGGGGUUCAUUUCAAGGGCGUCUUUGGUAUAGGAAUGGACGUAUAUCAUGCUCGCUUUGAGCAA